This is a messenger RNA of Chiloscyllium plagiosum (whitespotted bambooshark), 1672 nucleotides long. NCBI's taxonomy places the organism in Eukaryota, Metazoa, Chordata, Chondrichthyes, Orectolobiformes, Hemiscylliidae. The record is from RefSeq and is a predicted model, not a curated record.
AGACAGACAGGCAGACAGACAGGGAGAGAGAGAGAGGGAGAGACCCAGGGAGGGACCCAGCCUGAUCGGGGCAGGGCGACUGACAGCCUCCAGCCCGGAGAACACAGCAGCGAUCCCGUGUGAAAAAUGUGGAUCUACAAGUCAGUGUCUGCUGGCACCUGGAUUUAAUCAAGUUAUUGCCAAAACUUUUCUGGUACAAGCAUGAAGGGCCAAAAGGUCUUUAUCAUCUGAUUCUAUUUGAACAGUUGGAUCUGGACAGUUGGUGCAGGAGCCAGUGACUAACGUGCGAUGUCUCAUCCAAGUGCUCCCCCUACUUAUGAAGAAUCAAUCAACCCAUUGUACCCACCCUCGGGUGAGCCUGGACCUUACCCAGCCUACCCGCCAGGGGGGAAUGCCCCUUACCCCCCUGGGGGAAAUGCCCCCUAUCCACCUGGGGGAAACUCUGCCUUCCCACCGAUGUUCCCUCAUUCAGGAAAUCCGAUGGGACCGCCAGUGAUGCCAACAAUCCCACUGAACCCUGCCUGGCCCGGAGGGAAUUCGGGGGCCUAUGGUAGCUCAGAACCAGAACCAGAACUUGGCAACCAAGGGUUUGCUGCCAAUUCCUGGGAUGAUCGGAAAGUUCGUCACACAUUCAUCCGAAAGGUUUACAUGAUCCUUACGGCUCAGUUGUUGGUCACCUUUGGGAUUGUCGCCAUCUUCACAUUCAGUGCUCCAGUGCAGCAUUUUGUACGCACGAACUCCGCAGUUUACUGGGCGGCUUAUGGAGUGUUCAUCGUGAUAUAUUUUGUCCUGAUCUGUUGUGAAGGACCCAGGAGGAAAUUUCCAUGGAAUAUGAUCCUCUUGGCUAUUUUUACCUUGGCUAUGUCAUAUUUGACUGGAACAAUUGCAAGUUACUACAGCACCAAAUCUGUGUUUCUCUGCCUGGGGAUCACCGCCUUGGUGUGUCUUGGGGUCACCAUCUUCUGCUUCCAGACUAAGGUGGAUUUCACCUCAUGUGGUGGCCUGUUCUGUGUUCUGGGAAUUGGCCUCUUCGUUGCUGGGAUUGUAGUUACAAUUGUCCUGUCCUUCAAAUAUAUUCCAUGGCUUCACAUGCUGUAUUCUGCAAUCGCAGCCAUUGUUUUCACUCUGUUUUUGGCAUUUGACACCCAGCUGAUCCUGGGAAACAGGAAACAUUCCAUCAGCCCGGAGGAAUAUGUUUAUGGUGCACUCCGUCUCUACGUCGACAUUGUCCAAAUCUUCAUCCACCUUCUUCAGCUGUUUGGAUCCAGAUGAAGACACAAGGUGCAAUCCUAUUACAGGCACAACUCUUCAGCUUCCCUCCUUCUGUCCUUUCUUUGUACAAAAUAACCUCAUGCUUGUAGAAUGUAGGAAAGACAUUACCUUCAGUGCAAUUGGAAUCAUCAGUCACGGACUCCCCCGAUCAUCCACCCCAUACCAGCCUGGUCUUGGAAAGAAAUCAAUUCUAAAAUAGAACCAAAACCACUGGUCAAACCGAACAGGUCUGACGGCUCUCUCUGGAGAGAGAGUGACAGAGUGAAUGUUUGAUGAGAACUGGAAAGAUGCUUUAAACAAGUCAAAGCCAUAGGAAUUGUGAAGAAAAUUAGAUUCCCUACAAUGUGGAAAGAGGCCCAUUUGGCCCAACCAGUCCACACUGACUCUCCGAAGAGUAACC